AUGGAGUUUGUAAUCUCACGUCGAGGGUCUGCGCUAGUGAAAGCCACGCUCCACGAUGAAACGUGGGGCUUUACUUCAUCAAGAAAACUUGGAUACGAUAGAAAUGCUGGCACGGUGACAAAGCAAGCGGAGAAUCUCGGGUUGGCUAGCUACUCAUCGGCCGAUGGACAGGCAUCAAUUAAGCCUUGGAAUGAGAGAUUGGGGCACACGUGUGAUCAUACCUCAAGAUUAUGGCUGAUCAAGGGCAUACCUAUGGUAGGGUUGUACCCGCACGUCAAAAGCCGAGAUGUGACGCAUGUCAUAUUGGCAAAAGGCGUCGCAUACAGCGCUAGAAAAAGACAGAUCGUAAAAUUUUUUGCACCGAAUCAAGUAGUGUACGCGGAUUUGAUGUUUCCAGUCAAGACAAUGGUAUUCAAUUCACUGCAAUACUCGUGA
Peronospora belbahrii is the source of this 435-nucleotide messenger RNA. Lineage: Eukaryota; Oomycota; Peronosporomycetes; Peronosporales; Peronosporaceae. The record is from the annotation of a GenBank genome assembly.